Molecule: messenger RNA, 863 nt
Organism: Aplysia californica (California sea hare)
Lineage: Eukaryota; Metazoa; Mollusca; Gastropoda; Aplysiida; Aplysiidae
Product: proline-rich transmembrane protein 1
Exons: 4
Coding region: 70-555 (161 amino acids)
Cellular component (GO): membrane
Source: RefSeq, a predicted model, not a curated record
CCUCCGCCCCCCCUACCCUACCCGGUUCCCCUAUUUUCAGCUAAAUUCCCACCACCAAACUACGACAACAUGAAUGGAGCACAGAUGAACGCAGGGUACACCACCAGCUCCGGCGACCCCUCGGGAAACCCUUACCCUUACAACCAACACAACACCAGCUUCGGCGGCCCCUCGGGAAACCCUUACCCUUACAACCCCUACUACCCACCGCCGCAGCAGGCCAUGCAGAGCACGAACAAUACGGCAGUGGUCACUCACCAGCCUGCUGUGGUCACUCAGCCGGUGAUUCAGCAAGUGCCGGACCGUAUGGGCCUGGCUAUCUUCGUCACCUUAUGCUGUUUCUGGCCACUUGGUAUUGUCGCCAUCAUGAAAGCUUCCGAAUCCCGUUCAGCUCUGAAUCACAACGACUUUGUGGCUGCAAACAAACACGCCGAAUCUUCCAAGCGGCUCUCCCUCAUUUCUAUUGGAUGUGGAGUUGUAUCCCUCAUCAUCGUCAUCGUUUGUGUUGCUGUGUUCUUCAGCAACCGCAAAACCCUCCGCUACUACACCUACUGAUUUCACCAUGAUGCCUCACAAAUAAAUGAGCGAGAAAAUAGCUGCCAAAGUUCGGUACUUCGACCGACUGCUGUAGUGUCCAUGGAAAAUGCAAAUUUACAAUUUUUAUGCCUAUGAUCAAUGUUUUUCAAUAAAAGACCCUCAUAUAAUAAUAUGUUCCGAAAUGGACACAAAAGGUGUUGAGCUUUUUAAAAAUCGAUAAAAAUUGGCCAAUGUUGGAAAAUGUCGGUUUCUUUGAUUUCAUUAUUGUGAGGAAAGCGCCUGAUUUCACUCAGGUGCCACAGAAUAAAUACCAAUAUUUCAAAGGA